This is a messenger RNA of Rhizoctonia solani, 903 nucleotides long. Its product is annotated as BAG domain protein. Gene Ontology annotation, molecular function: protein-folding chaperone binding. Bases 1 to 903 code for a protein of 300 amino acids. Lineage: Eukaryota; Fungi; Basidiomycota; Agaricomycetes; Cantharellales; Ceratobasidiaceae. The record is from RefSeq and is a predicted model, not a curated record. The transcript has 2 exons.
AUGGUUUCUAGGUCAUCCUACUCCAACGGGGAGUCCCCAAUAACUCCGAGUUACCACCACGAGUUCACAUCGCAAUACGCACGUCCUUUCGCCCAGGUUACCCCAGUUUCAAGCUACCCCUACAUACCCCACAACGCCACGGCUCAAGAGCACGAGGCGUGCAGCGAUCGGAUUCGCGCUAUACGCGCUAGGAGCAAUAUAUAUACCCGUUCAAUCUACUCUGAAACCUCCAAGCCUGAAGUCUAUCGAGCCCGCCCCGAAACAAAUAUUAGUGGUAUUGAUACCUUAGCUGGAAGGUUGACUGUCUCAGAGUCUUUCACAGACACCCGCAUAUCUGGCGAAGAAUCCGAUAGUAGCGGGCCUUACACCCCACACGGGUCUGAACAUUCUCUUUGGAAGGACCUUAUUAAUGGCGUAGCAGAACCAGAGCUAGAUGGCCACUCCUACCUUCCAGAGACGAAAGCGUAUUCUGGGUCUCAGAAUUAUUACCCACCGGCUCCGCCUAUCAUACCUGAACAAGAGCGCAUGACAGAACUACCAUUCAACGACUUCACUACUCCCGCAUCAUCUACAGCGCACAAAGAGUUGGGUCAAGUGGUGUACGAAUUCCACACUCUUAUCUUAGGAUUCAAAUUUCCUUCAAAUCUGGAGUUUACGACUCCUGGCGCAGGGGAGCUCCCAAGGAUGAUGCUUACACCUACAAGCAAGCCGCUCCUUGAACAUAACCAUAAACUCGAAAAACUAUUAGAGAGGUUAGAUGCAAUUGAAUCCCACGGUAAUGAGGAAAUACAACGGAUGCGUAAGCAAGCCGUAGAACGAAUGCUCUCAGAGCUCGAUAGGUUAAAACGGAUGGAGUCAAUGGCAUUGUAUAACUUCAAUUAUGAGCGAGGUAUUAGUGCUUAA